UGGUCACUAGGCAAGUCUUAUGACCACAGAAUCAGUGGCGGAAGUAGUAGUCACUCCAUCGAGCUACAUGUCCGUACACGCUAUCGCAGACAAAACGACCCGACGCCCAAAUAACAACGCCAAUACCGGUACGUCCGAUGCGAAUACCGGUACAGCCCACCCCCCAGGCCGAACUUCGGGGUCGCCCGUUCCCCCGCCAAAAAGCAAUGCACACGUGCGUCUAGGAUGGUCGCAGUCUUAUGCGCUGCACCAAGGGCCGGUGGGGUAUGACCACUUCAGCUACUCAUACCGGGACAAAAGCGGGUCCAAGUUCCACCGGAGUCUGGGGCAGCCCUAUGGCGAGGCGUAUGAGACAGGCGAUGUCAUUGGGUGCCUGAUACAUAUGCCGGACUACACACUGAGCGAAGAUCUUUUCAACUCUGCGCUGACCAUCGUAAAUCCAGGGAAACAGCAUGACAUCGACCCACUGAAUACUGAAAUGCUUAUAGUGGACUUCAAAGGCAUACCAUACUAUCAAAUCACAGACGAGCUGGAUAGAAGUCUCAAAGCCUUAGAGCCUGUUGAGGGGAGGUGA
Messenger RNA from Sphaeroforma arctica JP610, 574 nucleotides. RefSeq lists its product as hypothetical. The transcript has 4 exons. Gene Ontology annotation, molecular function: protein binding; transcription cis-regulatory region binding. The record is from RefSeq and is a predicted model, not a curated record. Gene Ontology annotation, cellular component: Set1C/COMPASS complex. Lineage: Eukaryota; Ichthyosporea; Ichthyophonida. The coding region runs from base 20 to 574 and encodes 184 amino acids.